Molecule: messenger RNA, 2010 nt
Organism: Kalmanozyma brasiliensis GHG001
Lineage: Eukaryota; Fungi; Basidiomycota; Ustilaginomycetes; Ustilaginales
Product: AMP-dependent synthetase/ligase
Exons: 2
Coding region: 1-2010 (669 amino acids)
Biological process (GO): long-chain fatty acid metabolic process; long-chain fatty-acyl-CoA metabolic process
Cellular component (GO): endoplasmic reticulum; lipid droplet; plasma membrane
Molecular function (GO): long-chain fatty acid-CoA ligase activity
Source: RefSeq, a predicted model, not a curated record
AUGCCCAAGAUCGCCAGUGUCGAAAUCGACACCCCCGCCAAGAAGGGCGAGACCAAGAUCAGGCGCUCCUACCGGGCGCCUGAUCGCAUGCUCGAGCGUCCCAAAGAGGGCAUCAACACCAUGGCCGAUGUUUUCGCGAGCGCCCUCGAACGCUUCCCCAACCGACCCAUCAUGGGCUGGCGAGACCUCGUGCGCAUGCAUGACGAAGAAAAAGAGAUCACCAAGAAGGUCGACGGCAAGGACGUCAAGGAGAAGAAGACAUGGCAGUACUACGAGAUGUCCGACUACAAGUACCUCACCUACAAGGAGUUUGACGAGCGCGUUUCGCACGCUUCCAGCGGUCUGGUCAACCUUGGUCUCUCCAAAGACACCCGUUUCAACAUUUACGCCGCUACCGCCAUCAACUGGCAGAACAUGGCUCACGCUUGUUUCCGUCAGAGCAUCCCCUUCUGUACAGCUUACGAGACCCUCGGCGAGGAGGGUCUGCAGCACUCGCUCGUCGAGCCCGAUGUCGUCGGUAUCUUCACCAACGCAGAGCUCCUCCCCACGCUCGCAAACGUCAUUGACAAGGCGGAGACCGUCAAGUAUGUCAUCUACGAUGGCAAGCCCGACGAAAAGCACAUCAGCAAGGUGCGUGACGUCCUCAGCAAGCGCGACGGCAAGGCGCUCACCAUCGAGGAGCUCUGGAAGGAAGGCAAGGCCAACCCCGCCAAGCCCAACCUUCCCACCAAGGACAACGUCGCCUGCAUCAUGUACACCUCCGGUUCCACUGGCGCCCCCAAGGGUGUCAUUCUCACCCACGAGAACCUCGUUGCCUCGAUUGCCGGUGUCGAGGUCCAUAUCGGAGACCUGCUCAAGCCCGAUGACACGUUCCUGGCCUACCUCCCCCUCGCCCACAUUCUCGAGUUCAUCGUCGAAUGCUCUUUGAUCUACGUCGGUGUCACUAUGGGCUACGGUAAGGUUAAAACGCUCACCCAGAACUCGGUCAAGAACUGCGACGGUGACAUCAAGGCCUUCAAGCCCAGUGUCAUGGUCGGUGUUCCCGCCGUCUGGGAGCUCAUCCGAAAGGGUAUCUUGGCCAAGGUCGAGGCUGGAGGAGCCGUCAAGAAGUCCGUCUUCAACGGAGCUCUGACCAUCAAGAAGAACAAGCUCCCCCUUCUGACCUCGGUCGUCGAUGCAGUGGUCUUCAAGCAGGUCAAGGAGCAGACCGGUGGCCGUAUGCGUCUUGCGCUCUCGGGUGGUGCUGCGCUGUCCAAGGAGACGCAGGAGUUCCUCUCCAACGCUCUCGUCACAGUUCUGCAGGGCUACGGUCUCACCGAGUCGUGUGGUAUGACUGCCAUUCUGCAUCCCGAAUUCUACUCGUACGGUCCUUCCGGUGGUAUCGUGCCUACCAUCGAGUGCAAGCUGCGUGACGUGCCCGAUGCCGGCUACUUCUCCACCAACAACCCGCCUCAGGGUGAGGUGCUCAUUCGCGGUUCUUCCAUCACCAAGGGCUACUUCAAGCGCGACGAUGCCAACAAGGAGGCCUUCGAGGAUGGCUGGUUCCUCACCGGUGAUGUCGGACAGUGGAACAAGGACGGUACCCUCCAGAUCAUUGACCGAAAGAAGAACCUCGUCAAGCUCUCUGGCGGUGAAUACAUUGCCAUUGAGCGUCUCGAGAGUGUCUACAAGUCGUGCAACCUGGUGUCCAACAUUUGCGUGCAUGCCAACAGCGACGCCAAGCAGCCCAUGGGCAUCAUCUUCCCGCGCGAGGACAACCUCAAGGCGGCGAUCAAGAAGGCGGGCAUCCAGGAGGCCGAGCUGGACGAGCUGUGCAAGAACAAGAAGGUGGCCAAACUCGUCAUGGACGACGUCAACGCGGCAGGCAAGAAGGCCGGCUUCAAGAGCCUCGAGAUGCUCCAGUGCGUGCUGCUCGUGCCCGAGGAGCUCGCCAUGACCGCCGCCCAGAAGCUCUCCAGGAAGGACAUCCAGAAAAAGUACGAGGACGACAUCAAGAAGGUGUACAUGUAG